UAAAUGAGAAUAUGGCCAAUGGCAUUGAAGAUCUUAUUGGGAUCCCCUUCCCAAACCACAGCAGUGAAGUCCUGUGUGGUUUAAACGAGCAAAGGCACGAUGGUCUCCUCUGUGAUGUCAUCCUCAUUGUACAGAACCAGGAGUACCGGACCCAUCGGUCCGUCCUUGCUGCCUGCAGCAAGUACUUCAAAAAACUAUUCACUGCUGGCACUUUAACAGACCAACCCUAUGUUUACGAGAUUGACUUUGUCAAACCUGAAGCACUUUCUGCCAUCCUGGAGUUUGCCUACACCUCAACCCUCACCAUCACCACCUCCAAUGUCAAGCAUAUCCUCAGCGCUGCCAAGAUGCUGGAGAUCCAGUGCAUCAUCAACGUAUGCCUUGAAAUCAUAGAGCCUGACAGAGAGGUGGAAGAGGAAGAUGACAAAGAGGACAAAGACAACGACGAAGAUGAAGAUGAAGAUGAAGAGGAGGAGGAAGAGGAGGAAUUGGAAGAUUUUGUCAAUCAGGACAACCUCACUGACAUCCAAGAAGUCAGCUGUCACCAAAGCCCUUCAAAGUCUGAUCUCGCCGAAGAAGCAUAUACAGAAGCACCUAAAGACUUUCCAAAUCACUACCCAGCCAAUAACUCUUCGGGACACUUGGGUGUGAUACGAGACUUCUCCAUCGAGUCCUUGCUAAGGGAAAACUUGUACCCAAAGGCAAACAUCCCAGAAAGGAGACCACCUCUCUCUCCUUUCACCCCUAGCUUCUUCCCCCAUCUAUGGAACGGCAAUUUUAGCUCCUUCUCUCAGCUUGAGAAGCCACCAGUAGACAACGGACCUUUGGAUCUGGUCAUCAAAAAGAGGAAAAUCAAGGAAGAGGAGGAGAAGGAAGACCUGCCUCCACCUCCUUUCCCUAAUGACUUCUUCAAGGACAUGUUUACCACCACCCCAGCAGCUCCCUUAGGCCAUAUUAAGGCGGAGACUGACUAUAGCGCUUAUCUCAAUUUCCUAAGCACGACCCAGUUUGGAGGAGUUUUUCCCCCUUGGCCCCUGGAAGAAGAGAGGAAGAUCAAGCCCAAGGCAUCCCAACAAUGUCCCGUCUGUAACAAAGUCAUCAUGGGAGCUGGCAAGUUGCCCAGGCACAUGAGGACCCACACAGGAGAGAAACCCUACAUGUGCAAUAUCUGUGAAGUCCGAUUUACCAGGCAGGACAAGCUCAAGAUCCACAUGCGGAAACACACGGGGGAGCGGCCCUACCUCUGCAUCCACUGCAACGCCAAAUUUGUCCACAACUAUGACCUGAAAAACCACAUGAGGAUCCACACAGGGGUCCGGCCCUACCAGUGUGAGUUCUGCUACAAGAGCUUCACCCGAUCCGACCACCUCCACCGCCACAUCAAACGCCAGAGCUGCCGGAUCACCCAGCCCCGACAAGGACGGAAGCCGGCAGCAUGGCGGGCGGGCGGCUUGCUCUUCGCUCCCGACGCACCUCCCAUGGAGAUGAUGCCCCCAACCUUGGAGGGGAUGAGUGGCCACCUCAGCACCACGUCCAUGUGCCUUCCCGGCCCCAGCCCAAAGCACUUUUUGAGCAGGGCCAAGACCCCCUUUAGCCUCCAAGAGCUGGAGAGCCAGUUGGAAGAAACCCAGUUGAAGCUCUUCAGGCGAGCUCAGCUGGAGAUGGAGAGGAACGCGGGCAUCUUCGCCUUCACCUUGGGCCACAAUGAAAACCUUGCUUCCCAACCUUUCUUCCCUCUUCCUGAUCCUUGGAGCACGGGGUUCAGUGGCUUGGCAGGGCUCGGCCACAUGGCUCCCAUUUCGGAGGCGAGCAACUAAACCUCAUCCUGCUCCCAACAUGGGUCCACUC
Molecule: messenger RNA, 1848 nt
Organism: Calypte anna (Anna's hummingbird)
Lineage: Eukaryota; Metazoa; Chordata; Aves; Apodiformes; Trochilidae
Gene: ZBTB7C
Product: zinc finger and BTB domain containing 7C
Exons: 2
Coding region: 12-1817 (601 amino acids)
Biological process (GO): regulation of transcription by RNA polymerase II
Molecular function (GO): RNA polymerase II cis-regulatory region sequence-specific DNA binding; DNA-binding transcription factor activity, RNA polymerase II-specific; protein binding
Source: RefSeq, a predicted model, not a curated record